Ahaetulla prasina is the source of this 551-nucleotide messenger RNA. It is a transcript of the gene RNF7, whose product is annotated as ring finger protein 7. Gene Ontology annotation, cellular component: nucleus; Cul5-RING ubiquitin ligase complex. The record is from RefSeq and is a predicted model, not a curated record. The transcript is spliced from 3 exons. The coding region runs from base 30 to 374 and encodes 114 amino acids. NCBI's taxonomy places the organism in Eukaryota, Metazoa, Chordata, Lepidosauria, Squamata, Colubridae. Gene Ontology annotation, biological process: protein ubiquitination; ubiquitin-dependent protein catabolic process. Gene Ontology annotation, molecular function: ubiquitin protein ligase activity; cullin family protein binding; zinc ion binding.
UUCGCCACCGCCUCCUCCCGCCCACAGCCAUGGCCGACGUGGAGGACGGAGACGAGCCCGGCAUUUCUACUUCUCACUCGGGUUCUUCUGGCGCCAAAGCUGGCGGCGCCGACAAAAUGUUCUCGCUGAAGAAGUGGAACGCCGUGGCCAUGUGGAGCUGGGACGUCGAGUGCGACACCUGCGCCAUCUGCCGGGUGCAGGUCAUGGAUGCCUGUCUUAGAUGUCAAGCUGAAAACAAACAAGAAGAUUGCGUUGUGGUCUGGGGAGAGUGUAAUCAUUCGUUCCACAAUUGCUGCAUGUCACUGUGGGUGAAACAGAACAACCGUUGUCCCCUCUGCCAGCAGGACUGGGUAGUCCAAAGAAUAGGCAAAUAACACGGUUUUCAGCUAUUGCACCAAAAUUGUUUGAAAUGAUAUACAACUAGUGGUAUACUUUGUCUAUGAAGGAAGUCAUAGUAUGGCGAAUUCCAUCAUAUUUAUUUAUGUCUACACAGGGACUUGGAUUUGAAUUUUUUGUAUAAGUUCACUGGUUUUUUGGUCUUUAAAAAUCUU